Fraxinus pennsylvanica is the source of this 1134-nucleotide messenger RNA. Lineage: Eukaryota; Viridiplantae; Streptophyta; Magnoliopsida; Lamiales; Oleaceae. The record is from the annotation of a GenBank genome assembly.
AUGUGGUGGGGUGAGGGUGAAAUCUAUGUUGUCAUAGUCGAGGUCUUUAACAGAGUAGUCACAUCAAAGGUCAGUUUUGCAGAAAUAGGAAAUGCAGCAGAGGGAAAAGAAAAGGAGCCAGAGAAAUUUGACAGAUCAUGGUUGCAGAGAACUGGGCUAAAAUGGAAUUUCCCCCCAUUAUAUUAUUAUUACAAAUCUUGCUAUAUGCAUACAUACCAUUUUUGUGCAGACAUUAGACAACCACCUGCGUGUAAAUAUUUGCAUUCCUUUGGAAAACAGAGAUGGGCUGUGGCAAAAAAUGGGUUUCUUGAACAGUUGAAUUCUAGUAUGCACUAUGAAGAUAUUGAGGCAAUGGGUAGAGGAAAGGUUCGCUUACGGAAGAGGAGCAGCAUCUUGUUAUCCAUCUUCAGGCCAAACAGAGCAACAGACGGUAGCAAAUUGCUGCUGAAGUUUCUUGUCGGACUGCUAAAAGACUCUGGAAGUGGUGGGAAGUAUUUAAAGGAAAACAGCAGAGGGAACAUAAGGAGACAAGAUCCGCCUGCUCCUUCACCGCCAAAUUUACUUCCUCCAUGGCUAGUUAGUUCUGGCACAACCUCAACUUUUAGGCCACCAUCACCAUCUGUGACCUUAAGUCUCUCACCGUCCACGGUGCCACCUGCACCCACAAUCCCCUGGCUGCAAACUGAUCGAGUUCCUGAUAAUACUUCAUAUUCUUUGAGCAGUUACCCCUCUCUCGGGAUUGCUCCAUUGGUUGGAGAGAAUCCCAUAGUUUCCGAACUCGUGGAAUGCUGUCGGGAAUUAGAAGACGAACGUCGUACUUGGGCAGCACAUAAGAAAGAAGCUGCCUGGAGAUUGAAAAGGAUCGAGUUGCAGUUGGAGUCUGAGAAAGCAUGCCGGAGAAAGGAGAAAAUGGAGGAAAUAGAAGCAAAGGUGAAAGCUCUUAGGGAAGAGCAGAAGACUACUCUUGAUCGAAUUGAAGCUGAAUAUAGAGAACAAUUAGUGGGAUUGAGGAGGGAAGCAGAAGCCAAAGAACAGAAAUUAGCUGAACAGUGGGCUGCAAAGCACAUGCGUCUCACCAAGUUUCUUGAGCAGACAGGCUAUAGAUCUAUCAGUUCUGAGCCUAAUGGCCGGUAA